Molecule: messenger RNA, 294 nt
Organism: Pieris macdunnoughi
Lineage: Eukaryota; Metazoa; Arthropoda; Insecta; Lepidoptera; Pieridae
Source: the annotation of a GenBank genome assembly
AUGUUCAAAGUGAUGUCGAGGACUGUGAAUCGAUCGAGGAUAGAUAGAAAUUCUCAAUAUGAAUGUGUGGUACGAAUGCCCUUUGCCAUAGAGCAUAUGGUGCGUGAAAAAAUUAUAAUUAAACACCAAGUGCCAACAGAAAAAGUUUUCACUGUAUCUCCUUUGAAAUCUUCAAAGCUACCAAUGAAACGAAAUGUGGAAAAUACAUUAUUUUCCCCAUGCUCUAUGCCAGUGGAGAAAGAAGAAUAUAACAAAAGAUUUGAUCCUAAAUCGCCCGCCGAAAAUGCCAUUUAA